UUUUAGCAACGGAUGAGAUUGGCUCUAUGGGAAGCACGGCAUGCAGCCGCGCUAAAGAACUAUGAUGAUGCAGCACGAUUUUACAUGACACUAUUCAAUGACCUUGAGCUAGAGGAUCGGCGGAAAUAUCUGGAUGAAUUUGUAACUGUGUUGGAGGAAAUGGGUUCGGCCAGUGGUGGCGGUGAUUAUUCGAAGCAAAUUAUGUUACUGCUCCAGAGUCGAAUGUUAUUCCCACAUGAAGCUAUCGUUUUGAACGCAUCGGCGAAGUUUUUCUUUGUUGUUGGACGACUGUUAGAAGCUUUUGAUUUUGCUCAGGAAGCAGUCAGUGAAAGCGAAGGUCUGCCACAUAUUUAUGCACUUGUAAACUUGGAAAAUAUCAAGUCGAAUAUUAUGGAUCAGUGGCAUUGGGCUAUGUUGAAUGAUGUCAAGCGUAAUGCUGCUUACGCUACUGCUAUAGAACUUGUAGCUAACUGGAGACCAGAAAGCCGUGUUCUUGAUAUUGGUACAGGUACUGGUUUGCUCACAUCAAUUGCACGCAGGCACUUCAAACGCGAUGUCUACUGUUGUGAAGUUGACGUGAAUAUGUGCGACAUUGCUGAAAAAAUACUGAAUGAGGCAGUGAUUCGUAAGCAUUCUUCCGAGGUUACCAUCGAAGAUGUUGGCUCUGAAAAGAUAGAUGUAAUAAUCACCGAAACAAUGGACUGUGGCUUAUUAGGAGAAGGUAUUGCAUGUUCGUUAUACGAUGUACAAACACGAAUCUUGUCAUCGUCACCAGUUAUUGUCCCUAGAUGUGCAACAGUAUAUGCGUGUAUUAUCGAGAGUGUAGCAAUAAUGGAUGAACAUGUUGCAGUUUUCUGUGGACGUCGUUUUGCUUCUGAUAGCGUUACUGCUUCGUAUAGCGCUUACGAAACAUUAGAGGAGCUAGAACCAUACUGGUGUUGUUCAGCGGCUGAAAUUCGCGGAGGAUACAAAAUUCUGAGCAAAACUAUUGAAAUAUUUGCUGUAAAUUUUGACAGUCGUGCAGAGUUGGAUAAAAUUGUUAACGAUGGUACCACGGAGCUGCGAAUGGCUCCCAUAAUACGUGAUGGUACUGCACAUUGUAUCAUGGCCUGGUUCAGCUGUGUAUUGUUUCCCGGUGCACCAGUUCUCGAUACAAGUCCAGAAACAAGUGGCUGUUGGCAGCAAGCAUUAUAUCCAUUGCCGAAACCAAUACGCUUACAUCGAGGCAGCAUCUGUACAUUGAAGGUUAAAGCUUACAAGGAUCAGCUGCUCUGUGCUCUUAGAGACAUUGUUAUUCCGGAAGAUCCUGAAGUUGCCGAAAAUGCAAGACAGUCAUGCAGCAGUAACUAUGAUAGCAACACCUCAUGCAAAGGGGAGAAUGCAGAACAAGACUCAAAAGCUGACAAUGAUGAGGGCUGCGCAUUGCCGUCGAAGCGGACCAAACAUGAUAGCGACACAACUGCCAGUAUGAUAAUUAGUUAUAAGAAUUAUGCAUCGCCCGAUACCAUUAUUGUUCUACCCAAUAACGACUUUGCAAUGAUGAACGACAACCAUUUGAUACAUUUUUUCAAGCGCAGUUUGGCUGAUAUCCAACGACGAGAAGGGAUGUUAAAUAAGGAGAGGGAUGUCUACAUCCUUGAUAUGACUAAUUUGGGUGCACUGUCGAUAACUUUGGUGAAUGCGUUUCCGGAAAUGCAAUUUAGUUGUUAUAACAAUGACGCCCACAAAUUGGUCCAUCUUUUCUCUCCUCAUGUCCAUAACUUUGGCUCAUUUCCUGAUAAUCAAGAUUCUGUGUCGAUAGAUGGAAGUACAACUGAGAAUGGCUGUCCAUUGAUAUCAUCCAAACCACCUCGUACUUAUUUUGAGGACGCUGAAUGUUCGGAUGCACUUUUAUGCUGGCCAAUUAGUUCUCAUGGGUUUCUCUUGGAAACAUCGCUAAAUCGUGUGCUCAGCUUCCGCCUUUCUAAUAGGCAAGCGCAAGUUAUACCAUCAAAGAUUUCGGUUAUGGGUCAAAUCGUGAGCUGCCCUGAUAUUGUAAAACGAUCCAAACCAUGUCCUUCGGCAUAUCAAGGAGUUGACCUCUCAGCAAUCAAUGAUCUCGCCAUUUCGUUUUAUUAUGACAUUGAGCCUUCCGUUUUGAAGCAUGAAGUAUUUUCUAAUCCAUUUGAACUUUUGGCUUUUCGAUUUGACAAGCCAAUGCCAGAAAACCCAUCGGAAAUGCCGGAAUUUAUUUGCCUUACCGAAGUAUCAUCGGAAGCUAUUAUCGGUGCAGAUGGUGUAGCCGAAGGUUUACUGUUCUGGUUUGAUGUUGAAAGUGGCAAGCAGUUGUACAGUACUCGAUCUUCCAAUACCCUUGCACGUUGUGCCUUAUAUUUAUUUGACGAAGGCCGUAAGGUAUCGAAAAACGAUCGUAUCUCCAUCAAAUCUUCUAGUUAUCAUGGUAAUUUGGCCUUUGAGGUGAUGUGAUGUGGUGAAAACAUCCACCCUCUUGAUAGCAUUCUGAUUCAUUUUAAGGUUAAAGCUAACUGUAAUCACUUCUAAAAUGUUUUCUGUCCUAAUAAUAAAGAUCA
Molecule: messenger RNA, 2570 nt
Organism: Loa loa (African eye worm)
Lineage: Eukaryota; Metazoa; Nematoda; Chromadorea; Rhabditida; Onchocercidae
Exons: 12
Coding region: 13-2466 (817 amino acids)
Biological process (GO): peptidyl-arginine methylation; rRNA modification
Molecular function (GO): rRNA (adenine-N6,N6-)-dimethyltransferase activity; protein-arginine omega-N monomethyltransferase activity
Source: RefSeq, a predicted model, not a curated record